GUCAGAAAUAUGAAUGAAACCCCACAUUAACGUACACUACCUCGGGUUCACCAACCGUUACAUUUCCCCUACUGUCUCUCCCACCACCAGAAAACUCUCUCUCUCUCUCUCUCUUUCUCUCUGUGUCUAAUCUUUGUGAUAUGGAACCAGCGAAAAUUGAUUGGAAGAGAAUAGAGUCCAUAUUUGUAGAGGACGAGCUGUACGAGCACAUAAACGCACCCAAGUGGGUGGAUUUCUUGGCCCCUGAAGAAUCUGUGAAGGAUGAGGCCUGGUUUUGCAGACCCAAUUGCAAGCAUCCAAGGACGGCUGAGGACUUUCUCAAGUCAACUCCUUCUAAGCUCACUAGCUCAGCUAAUGGUACUGAAUCUCUUCCACUUCGCGACCAGAAUAGAAGAGAUGCAAAAUUGAAGAGAAGAGGACUUACUCAAUCGUCAGUUUCUUCGAAUAGCAAUUCCAGAUUCAAUGAAGAUACCGAAAAUCAGAACCCGAAUCUAUCGACUCCCCCAAUUCUCCAAGCGAAUUCCAUGAAAGCAGCAAUCAAAUCAAGCACAGAGAAGAAAAAAAUGGCUGACGACAUGUCUCAGAACAAUGAGCCGCCGAGGCUGAAAAGCACUCUCUCGGCAAGGAACUUGUUUGCAGGGCGGGAUAUAAUUAAUCAGAUUACGGAGUUUUGCAGUGAACUGAAGAGAAUAGCAACGAGGACGAGGGAGAGAGAGAACGUGGAGAGGUUGAUUGUGGAGAAGAUCGAAGUGGGUGUAGAGGAAAAAGUGGUGAAGGAGAGUUCUUGUGAGGUUUUGGGGGAGGUGAAUGGGAGGGAGAAAGAGAGGCAGCCAUUCCUUGAAGUGGGUAAACAGAAAUCUCCGGGAAUGGGGGAAAGCAGUGUUAAGGAGAAGCUGAGGAGGAAGAAAAGAGCUGAUGAGGCAGAGAAUGUUCCAAUUUCUCUAGAUUUGAAUAGUUUAAGGCAUAAAAGGGAGGAAACUUUACUGCAAAUCCGAACAAAUCCUCCAUCUCCUCAAUGCUUUUCUGCUACUCGUGGGCUGAACAAAACGACCCCAUCAAAGGCUUCUAAAUCCAGGCUGAUGGAGAGGGGAGUACUUCAAGAAGUGGAGCAAAAUAAGGAGGUAACGAAAGAAGAAUCUGCAGAAAAGGGCCGAAGUGUAUCUAUUGUUGAUGGCAGAGAAGCAAGAACCUUGGACGUGUUUUGGUUCCUUAAACCUUGCACACUAUCCAACUAAAUGGUUGAAAAUUGAGCAAGAAAUUAUUAUAAUCCAUUCUUUCAUUCAUUGUAUUGUACCCUAUAGAACUUUGAUUUAUUUACUUACACCUCUCAUAGAUCUA
Alnus glutinosa is the source of this 1338-nucleotide messenger RNA. RefSeq lists its product as uncharacterized. Bases 141 to 1235 code for a protein of 364 amino acids. The transcript has 6 exons. The record is from RefSeq and is a predicted model, not a curated record. NCBI's taxonomy places the organism in Eukaryota, Viridiplantae, Streptophyta, Magnoliopsida, Fagales, Betulaceae.